CCGGCGGCGCGCGCCAUGGCGGCAGCCUGGCAGCGUCCCUACCUGAACGUCUUCAAGCAUUUCCGCGUGGAGGAGUGGAGACGCUCCGCCAGGGAGGGGGACGUGGCCGCCCUCACGGAUGCGAAGCUGAAGGGAACCGUUUACCGGAUCCGGGGCUCCGUCCCCGCCAGCAACUACCUGCAGCUGCCGCGGACGGGGACGCAGUCGCUGGGGCUGGUGGGACGUUACCUCUACCUGCUCUUCAGGCCCAUGCCCCGCAAGCACUUCGUUGUCCACCUGGACGUCGCCACCGAGGAAAACCGGGUGGUUCGCAUCUCUUUCUCCACCCUCUUCAAGGAGUUCAAGUCCACGGCCACUUGGCUGCAGUUCCCCUUCCUCUUCGCAGCGGCCGAGGGCUCGGUGUGUGACAGCGUGGCCAGGACGGCCAGGCGCGAUCUCCUGGGAGCUGCCCCCGCUGACACCCGCUGGACCUGCCUGGUGCUGGACCUCCCCUCCAUCCUCUCCCUCUACCUCAGCCGCCGGUACAGCCACCUGAAGGGCAUCAAGCUCUGCUCCAACCUGCUGGUGAAAAACCUCUGCACCAGCGACUUGGUGUUCGACCCAGGUGUCACCUUCUCCGAGGCCCGGCGAGCCGACCUGGCCUGCCGUGGGGUGGCCCCCAUGCCCCGGGAGAUGGCUUUCCCUGUCCCCAAAGGAGAGAAGUGGCACGACCUCUACGACUACAUCAGGUUCCCAUCGGAGGGGUCCAAGCUGCCCUAUGACUCCAUCCAGAAGAGCUGUCCCGCUCCUGCGGCAGGUGGCCAAGUCUCAGAGGACCCCCAUCCUGUGACACUCACCAAAGCAGUCCGUGACCGUCUGUCCCUCGUCCAUCAGAUCACCAGUCCCAAAGCUGUGCCGCGUCGGUGUCCUGUGAUUACGAAAAGCAUCCCUGAGGUUCACCUGAUGGCCUCAGGUGGGGACCAGGAACCAGAGAAGAACCAGAGACCGCCCAGCGCGGGGGACGCCGGGCCGUCACCGGACGUCAGUGACGGUGGCAUCCACGUGUACGCUCACCAGAGGAGUGAGCAAACCCUCCCACCUAUCCACAGCGGCUCAGAGGAGAGUGCGUACAGGAAGGGCCCUGGACCAGGCAUGUCAUCCAGUGGGAGAUCUUCUGCCUGUAAGACACUCUUACCAGAUCCCAUCUUGAAGCUGAGAAGGAUUAUUGGCUUUGGAGGCUGCAACACCAAAUGGGCUCUGUGGACUCGGAACAACGCUGCUGUGGUCUACCCCUGCCAUGCUGUUAUAGUCACCCUGCAGAUCCACACCGGAGAGCAGAGGUUCUUCAUUGGCCACACGGAUAAGGUGUCGGCGCUGGCCUUCAAUGGGGACAGCACCUUGUUGGCUUCUGCCCAGGCUGGUCCCCUGAGCGUGGUGCGUCUCUGGGACUUCUCGACAGGCACCUGCCUCUCACUGUUUAAAACCCACGUCCACUCCCUCUUCUCCCUGAGCUUUUCCUACAGCGGAGGCGUUCUGUGCGGCGUCGGAAAGGAUGGGCACAGCAAAACGAUGGUGGUGGUGUGGAACGUUGCUCAGGUGACCCGUGGUGGAGAGGUGGCCGUGUUGGCCAAAGCGCACACGGAUGUGGACAUCCAGGCCUUGAAGGUUGCUUUUUUUGAUGAUACCAGGAUGGUGUCGUGUGGCCGAGACAACAUCAGGCUGUGGCGAGUGAGGAGCGGAGCCCUGCGCUCCUGUCCCGUCAAUCUGGGCGAGUACCAUUCCCUGGAGUUCACCGACCUGGCCUUCGAGGAGGGACACGCGGCCGAGCAGGAGCCGGAGAAACUCACCCUCUUUGUCUGCAGCAAGAGUGGCCACGUCCUGGAGGUGGACUACAAGAACGUCUGCGUGAGGAGCGUGCGGCGGCUCCUGCCCGCAGAGCCCCGGGGCUGCCCGCGGCGGGACAGGGCAGGCCCCGGCAUUGCUAUAAACAGUAUUAGCUUCUCUUCAACCUUCUGCGCCACGGGUUCAGAAGAUGGCUACCUGCGGCUGUGGCCACUGGACUUCUCGGCUGUUCUCUUGGAGGCGGAGCACAAAGCUCCAGUCAGCUCUGUCUGCAUCAGCCCCGACAGCCGCAAAGUCUUGUGCACGACGGCUGCUGGGAACGUGGGCUACCUGACUGUCCAGUCCCAGGACUACACCACCCUCAUGCGCUCUCACCAGGACUCCGUUUUGGCCUUCUCGGUGGAGGGGCUUUGGAAGCAGAUGGCAACGGUGUCUCAGGACGGCACCAUCCGAGUCUGGGACCUGGUCUCCAUGCAGCAGCUCUACGACUUCACGGCUGCGGAUGAAAUGCCGAGCGCGGUGGCCUUUCACCCCACCCGGAGGAUCCUGGCCUGUGGCUUUGACGGUGGGAUGGUGAGGACCUUCUGCUUGAGCGCCUCCGACCUGCUGGUGGAGCACAAGCAGCACCGCACUGUCAUCACUGGACUCACCUUCUCUCCAGACGGCAGCUUCAUGUUCAGCUCCUGUUUGCAGGGAACUCUGGCUCUUUACAGCUGUGUGGCGCAGAAGAGCCACGUCCUGAGAGUCCUGGGCAACGUGGUGGCCCGGGAUGCUGGGAGUGGUCCGGAUGCUUUGGUGGUCAGCGGGGACAGCCGUCUCCUGGCCUUCGUGGGUCCCUCCAAGUACGUUGUGACCGUGAUGGAGGCCUGCUCUCUAGAUGAGCUGCUGAGGGUGGACAUCAGCAUCCUCGAUUUGAACAGCACGGCCUUGGACUCGGCGCUGAGGGUCUGCUUUGCUCCGGUGCCUCGGGGCGAGCUCCUGGUGUCCACUUCCUCCAACAAAAUCCUUGUGCUCGAUGCCAAAACGGGACGACUGGUGCGAGAGGUGUCUCCCGUGCACAAGGUGUCCUGCUCUUCCUUGGCGCUGAGCAAGGAUGGCCGGUACCUGCUCACUGCUGGCGACAGAGUUAUCAAAGUGUGGGACUACGGGAUGCGCUUCGAUGUCAACUUCCAGGUGUACAUCGGCCACUCAGAGCCAGUGCACCAGGUGGCCUUCACCCCAGACCAACGGCACGUCAUCAGCGUUGGAGAUGCCAUCUUCCUCUGGGAUUUCCUGGCUCUGCCUGCGGAGAGGUCACCCCAAGGCAGGGCUCCUUCCUCCGUGUCCACUCUGCUGCCGGGAGCAGAAGGGAGCUCUGAGAAGCUAAAGGAUGUCUCUGAGACACCUCGGCAGACAGUUCCUCUUCCAUUGUUGUCCUCGCCGCCGUGUUUGGAUGUCAGCUCUGUCCACCAAGCGGGAUGUCAAAGUAUUUUCUCCGAGUCGGACAAAGAGGAGGAAGCAUGUCUGCCAGGCAGCAGCAGGACAGUGGCCAACGGAGAGAAAGAUGCCUCAGUCUUUGUGGUGGAGUCGGUCAGAAACGAGGAGCUGCUUGUUGUGAGGCCCAAAGUCAGGCAGGAGAGCUUGAGGUCUCCUGGAGAAUCAGCAAACGAACCCAGAAAGGAGACCAAAAGCCCCCAGUGCUCCGUCCGCCCGGAUUCCUACCGGCAUUUCACUCCUCGCUUCAAGGCGUCGGUGCUCCCCCAGAUGCGUUGGCAGAGCGGGCUGGGGAAGGCGAUCCGUCGAGCGCGGGGAAGGGAGUCGAGGCGCAGCUCUCGCUCUGGCAACGUGGUGGCCCGGGAUGCUGGGAGUGGUCCGGAUGCUUUGGUGGUCAGCGGGGACAGCCGUCUCCUGGCCUUCGUGGGUCCCUCCAAGUACGUUGUGACCGUGAUGGAGGCCUGCUCUCUAGAUGAGCUGCUGAGGGUGGACAUCAGCAUCCUCGAUUUGAACAGCACGGCCUUGGACUCGGCACUGAGGGUCUGCUUUGCUCCGGUGCCUCGGGGCGAGCUCCUGGUGUCCACUUCCUCCAACAAAAUCCUUGUGCUCGAUGCCAAAACGGGACGGCUGGUGCGAGAGGUGUCUCCCGUGCACAAGGUGUCCUGCUCUUCCUUGGCGCUGAGCAAGGAUGGCCGGUACCUGCUCACUGCUGGCGACAGAGUUAUCAAAGUGUGGGACUACGGGAUGCGCUUCGAUGUCAACUUCCAGGUGUACAUCGGCCACUCAGAGCCAGUGCACCAGGUGGCCUUCACCCCAGACCAACGGCACGUCAUCAGCGUUGGAGAUGCCAUCUUCCUCUGGGAUUUCCUGGCUCUGCCUGCGGAGAGGUCACCCCAAGGCGGGGCUCCUUCCUCCGUGUCCACUCUGCUGCCGGGAGCAGAAGGGAGCUCUGAGAAGCUAAAGGAUGUCUCUGAGACACCUCGGCAGACAGUUCCUCUUCCAUUGUUGUCCUCACCACCAUGUUUGGAUGUCAGCUCUGUCCACCAAGCGGGAUGUCAAAGUAUUUUCUCCGAGUCGGACAAAGAGGAGGAAGCAUGUCUGCCAGGCAGCAGCAGGACAGUGGCCAAUGGAGAGAAAGAUGCCUCGGUCUUUGUGGUGGAGUCGGUCAGAAAUGAGGAGCUGCUGGUUGUGAGGCCCAAAGUCAGGCAGGAGAGCUUGAGGUCUCCUGGAGAAUCAGCAAACGAACCCAGAAAGGAGACCAAAAGCCCCCAGUGCUCCGUCCGCCCGGAUUCCUACCGGCAUUUCACUCCUCGCUUCAAGGCGUCGGUGCUCCCCCAGAAUUUCUUAUCUCCUCCAGCUGGCAGCGAGGUGUUGAAGCUGAAAGCAGUGAUUGGCUACAAUGGGAAUGGCAGAGGGAAUAUGGUGUGGAACCCAGACACAGGCUUCUUCGCCUACACCUGUGGCUGCAUCAUCGUGGUUGAAGACCUGCACUCGGGAUCACAGCAUCACUGGCUUGGCCACGCCGAGGAGAUCUCUACACUCGCCGUUAGCCACGAUGCCCAGGUCCUUGCCUCUGCCUCAGGGAAGAGGAGCGGAGACUCCCAUUGUCAGAUCUGCAUCUGGAAUGUCCAGGAGGGGCUUUGUGCAGCAAAUCUCUUCCACCACGAGACCCAAGUGCAAGCCAUGGGGUUCUCUAGGGACGACAGGUUCCUUGUCACCCUGGGGGACUACAGCGACCAAACCAUUGCCCUCUGGAACACCAGCACGUACGAACUCAUCUCCUCGACCUGUAUCUCGGAGCCAGUCCACGACGUGGCGUUUAGUCCCUUUUCCCACAGAGACCUGGCCUGCGUGGGGAAGGGAGCUGUGACGUUCUGGCUGUUGGAGCAGCAGGGAGCUGACGUCAAGCUCAAGGUUCAUCGAGCCCCUGCUCCGGAUGUUCUGGGGCCAGUGGAGCUGACAUCUCUCUGUUAUGGUGCCGAUGGUCUUCUUUAUAGCGGGACCAACUCAGGGCAGAUCUGCGUGUGGGACACCGAGACCAAUUGCUGCUUCAUGACGUGGGAGGCCGACGAGGGCGAGAUCGGUGUGCUGGUGUGUGGGCACGACAGGUUGAUGAGCGGCAGCAACACCAAACGCAUCCGGCUGUGGGCAGUGGGCGCCGUGCAGGAGCUGAGGCUGAAAGGUCCCGAUGCCAGCUCCAGCUCAGUCCUGCUGGAACACGAGAUUACCCUCGAUGGGACGAUCGUCAGUGCAGCCUUUGACGACUCCCUGGAGAUGGGAAUUGUGGGCACCACGGCAGGAACGCUGUGGUACAUCAACUGGGUGGAGAGCACGAGCAUCCGACUAAUCAGCGGCCACAAGAACAAGGUGACUGAAGUGUGCUUCAGUCCCGACGAAACUCACUGCGCCACGUGCGGGGAAGACGGCAGCCUGAGGAUCUGGUCUCUGGGCAGCACGGAGCUGGUGGUACAGUUCCAGGUGCUCAACCAGAGCUGCCAGUGUCUGGCCUGGAAGCCCUGUCCCGUGGCUGCGUGGGGAGCUGAGAACCAGCACGUGGUGGCAGGGUACAGCGACGGCACCGUCCGUGUCUUCAGCAUUUCCAGGACAGAGAUGGAGCUGAAAAUACACCCUCACGCCGUCGCGCUGACGGCAAUUGCCUACUCCACAGAUGGAGAAAUGAUCCUGUCGGGGGGCAAGGACGGGCUCGUGGCUGUCAGCAGCCCUCACACUGGAAUGACUAUCCACGUCCUCGCCGAGCACAAAGGCUCCCCCAUCACUGUCCUCCAGUGCACCAGGAAGCAGUACCGUGACUUUGGGGUGGAAGGAGGUGAGCUCUGGCUGGCCACCAGCUUGGACCGGCGGGUCAGCAUCUGGGCCUCGGACUGGCUGAAGGAUAAGUGUGAGCUCCUCGACUGGCUCAGUUUCCCAGCUCCUGCCAGCCCCGAGGGUCUCGGUGGCCUCCCGCCCAGCCUGGCCGCCUUCUGCCCUUGGGAACCCAGCACCCUGGUCUACGUCGGCUUCGGGAUGCAGAAGGAAGCUUUGUUUUACAAUCUGCACAAGAAACAGGUGGUUCAGAAGAUCUCCUUGCCCUACUUCGCCACAUCCCUGAGCCUGUCUCCUGCUGCACACUUCAUGGCUGUCGGCUUUGGCGAACGGCUCCUGAGGCUGCUGCGCUGCCCCACGGGUGAGGCACAGGACUACGCCGGCCAUGACGACGUCGUCCACCUCUGCCGCUUCGCCCCCUCCGGCCGCUGCCUCCUCACGGCCUCCCACAGCGCCGUCCUCCUCUGGGAGCUCACGGGCAGUUGAGCCGGCAGCCCCCUGGACCAGUGGUGCUCCUCCAGCGGGGGAGCCGGGCCCUGGCUCCCCUGGGCCGGCCCGGGCUCCUGGGCGAGGCCCCGGCUUAGGCCUCACCCAGGCCCCGCAGGCCGCGGGGGCCGGAGGCGGCGGCGGGCCCGCCGGCCAGGCCCGGCCGGUUGCGCGGUGCGU
Molecule: messenger RNA, 6783 nt
Organism: Calidris pugnax (ruff)
Lineage: Eukaryota; Metazoa; Chordata; Aves; Charadriiformes; Scolopacidae
Gene: WDR90
Product: WD repeat domain 90
Exons: 52
Coding region: 16-6603 (2195 amino acids)
Cellular component (GO): centriole
Molecular function (GO): protein binding
Source: RefSeq, a predicted model, not a curated record